AGACAACCAUUCUCACGACCUCAUGACAAUUGUUCUGUCUUCCAAUUACAGGUACAGAAUGUCGAGAUCGACUGGAAAGCUUAUCCUGAGGCUAUCCAGAACCAUUCCUGUAGCUGUUGCAGAUAUCCCCACGUUUCUCUGUCCCGGACUUCUCAGAGUCCCGCAUCUGCCACUAUCAACAAAUUAUUCGAUACAGCCCCGACACACCCAAAGACGAUUCCUCCAAACCUCCGACCAUGCUGCGGCCGUAGAACCCGAAGGUCAAUUCCGAAGUCGCGCGCAUGCACAUCUGCCACAGCAAUGUCCGGGGUGCGGUGCAUUGUCGCAAACAGCUGUGGCCGACCAGGCUGGCUACUACAAUAUUCGGAGACGGUCUGUAAGAGAAUAUGUCGGCGGUGCAGUCGCGAAAGGAGAGGAGGAUAGAGAGGAAGCGAUUGUUCGUGCGGCUUUAGCAAAUGCUGGGCCUGCGGUGGGUGAUCUGGAAUUGGGGGUUUUGCAAAAGAACCCAAAACCCAGUAUGUCGGGUCGCCAGAUUUUAUUGUAAAAUGGUUCUGACUAUGACACAGAAAAGGUUGUGGGCGUUCCUACUUGUGACCGCUGCCACUUUCUGAAGUCGCAUAAUAGAGGCGUUUCCAUUGCGCAUCCUUCUAUACGAUCUAUUCAGGAUACCAUUUUCGAAUCACCAUACAAAUAUAACCAUGCUUACCAUGUUAUUGAUGCUGCAGACUUCCCAAUGUCUUUGGUUCCUGCUCUGCACAAGCUUCUUCAUCUCACCCCUCAGCGAUCUCUAAACAGACGCUCGAAGACAGGAAGGUUCUAUCAUGGUCAAAAAACGGAAGUCAGUUUUGUUAUUCAGCGUGCGGAUCUAUUAGCACAUAAAAAAGAGCAGGUGGAUCAUAUGAUGCCAUAUUUGCGUGAAGUUUUGCGAGAUGCUUUAGGGAGAACGGGGAAAGAUGUUCGAUUAGGAAACGUUCGAUGUGUUAGUGCUAAGCAAGGAUGGUGGACGAAAGAGCUGAAGGAGGAAAUUUGGAAGAGGGGAGGCGGUGGCUGGCUGGUUGGAAAGGUCAAUGUCGGAAAAAGUCAGUUGCUUCACAAUGUUUUUCCUAAGGGACGGUCGGGGCAAGUUGACAGUAAAACGCAUACGCCUGACAUAAAACCACUUUCACUGGAUAGCACAAAUAUGGAUCAGGCGGAGCUAGUUGCAGAGCUGGAAGCAGAAUCACGAGAAGCUUCAAAAGAAGUAGAGGCUGGUGAGGAUUCGGAAUGGGCAGAGCUCGAAUCGCUUGAUACGUCACUCCUACUCCCUCCUGCACCAGUGGAAACCAACUUUCCGGAAAUGCCAUUGGUAUCAUCACUGCCAGGAACCACGGCAUCUCCAAUUCGCCUGCCCUUUGGAAAUGGAAAAGGUGAGCUGAUUGACUUGCCUGGGCUUUCUCGAGGCGAUCUUGAAUUAUACGUGCUGCCAGAGCACCGUGCGUCGCUCGUGAUGCGCAAUCGUGUCCAUCCCGAGCAAGAAGUUAUCAAGCCAGGACAGUCUCUUCUACUAGGUGGCGGCCUGAUACGCAUUACACCUACAACUCCUGAUCUUGUCUUUCUCUCGUACUCUUUUACAGCUAUGAGUAGCCAUGUGACAGAAACGGAAACGAAAGCAAUUCCCACUCAGUUGCAGACUCGGGAAUCUAGUAUUGAGAAUAUCUCAAUACCAGGCACAGGAGAGAAAAUCGCGUCAGCCGGUAUCUUUCAUCUUAAAUGGGACGUCACAAAAGAAAGAAGUGGGCCUUUGACGGCUCGAAGUGCUGCAAACAUACGACCAGAUAAACUCCCAUACCAAGUAUUCUCGACCGAUAUCUUGGUUGAAGGGGUUGGCUGGGUUGAGCUCGCAGCUCAAGUCCGGAAAAGACGGGUUGAGUCCGAAAGUCGCCAGAUCCAAGAGGUGGGAGAAAGUUGUGCCUCUGAUUCAGAAGAUACCCAGAAAGUAGAGGAAAUAAAUCCGGCUUGGCCCUCUGUGGAGGUCUUCACACCAGGAGGAAAAUCCAUUGGCGCGAGAAGACCUAUGAACGCUUGGAUCCAGAUGGAAAACAAGCCUGGGAAGAGGGAUAUGAAGGGAAGACCAAGGAGAUCUAUGAAGGGCAUGAAGAAGUUGGAGAAGCAAAGGAGCAGGAGUGUUUGGUGACUGUAGAAAAAUACAAAUAUGUUGAUGUUCGCUGAGAAUCAAUGUAAAUCAAUAAUUAUGUAUUACCCCAUA
This is a messenger RNA of Hymenoscyphus albidus, 2245 nucleotides long. The record is from the annotation of a GenBank genome assembly. Lineage: Eukaryota; Fungi; Ascomycota; Leotiomycetes; Helotiales; Helotiaceae.